This is a messenger RNA of Penaeus indicus, 2291 nucleotides long. It is a transcript of the gene Zip48C, whose product is annotated as zinc transporter ZIP11-like. Lineage: Eukaryota; Metazoa; Arthropoda; Malacostraca; Decapoda; Penaeidae. Gene Ontology annotation, biological process: zinc ion transmembrane transport. Gene Ontology annotation, molecular function: zinc ion transmembrane transporter activity. Gene Ontology annotation, cellular component: membrane. The transcript has 10 exons. The coding region runs from base 103 to 1140 and encodes 345 amino acids. The record is from RefSeq and is a predicted model, not a curated record.
GAAGCGAGGGAGAAGGUCGUUGCUCUAUGUCUCGUCUAUCUAUCUCUACUUUGUGAACUGGUGGGCUUUUUUCCAGUGUUGUCAUUCAGCCCACAAAGCAAGAUGUUGGAAGGUGCAUCUCCAGUAACCCAAGCCUUGCUGGGGACUUUACUGACAUGGGGCCUCACUGCUGCUGGGUCUGCUGUGGUGUUCCUGCUUGCUGGAACUAAGCGGAAAGUACUAGACAGCAGUCUAGGUUUUGCUGCUGGAGUCAUGACAGCUGCAUCCUUUUGGUCACUUCUGGCACCUGCCAUAGAACUUGCAGAAUCCUCAGGAAGUUAUGGUAGUGAAGGGGAAUGGGCUUUUAUACCUGUGGCAGUUGGAUUUGUUCUUGGUGCUGCCUUUGUUUAUGCUGCAGAUGUGUUCAUGAGUUCAACUGGCAGUCAUUCACCUAACUUUGCCCUUGCAAUGCAGUCAUCUAUGAAGAAGACAGAUGGAGAUGAUGCAAGAAUACCCUACAUACCGGCAAAUAACUCCAGUAAUGCAAAUUUCAGCGAAGUAGGGCAAGGCUCCAGUUCUAAUGCUUUCACCUCUAUCAACUUCAAUGAUGUUAAACAAAGGAGAGGAGAUCCAGGAGAAAAGGCCACUCAGUCUUAUGAAGAGAGCAUUGUUGAUCAGGAAAGACAUGAAAAAAACUUGCAGUGGAGGAGGAUCUUACUCCUUAUUAUUGCUAUAACAGUACAUAACAUUCCAGAAGGCCUGGCAGUUGGUGUAGGCUUUGGUGCUAUUGGCAAGACUCCACUUGCAACCUUCAACAAGGCAAAAAAUCUAGCCUUAGGUAUUGGUAUUCAGAAUUUCCCUGAAGGCAUGGCAGUUAGUCUACCACUAAGAGGAGCUGGGCAUCCUGUGUGGUGGGCAUUUUGGUAUGGUCAACUAAGUGGGAUGGUUGAACCAAUAGCAGGUGUUCUUGGAGCUAUUGCAGUGUCAGUGUGUGAGCCAGUGUUACCUUAUGCUCUGGCAUUUGCAGCAGGGGCCAUGCUAUUUGUUGUAGUAGAUGACAUUAUACCAGAAGCACAAACUGGAGGGAACAGCAGACUAGCUUCAGGAUGGUACAUUAUUGGCUUCAUUGUUAUGAUGGCCCUAGAUGUUGCAUUAGGGUAAAACCAUUGUAAUUUUAUAAUAUUUCUAGUUAACUGACAUCUACAGCCCAAGGUUGUUUGUAAACUUGUAAACAGUAUCCAUCAGACGCACAAAGAUUUUUUUUUUCUAGAAGUGCUUAUAUUUUAUCUACCACUAAUGAUUAUUAGUUAUCUGAAAAGUAAGACAAAUCAUAGCCAAAAAUCUGUUCAUGGAGUAAAUAUUGGACAAAUUUAAAUCAUCACAUGAGAAUGCUUGGAUUAUAAAGAAUGAUUAUUGGUAAAUGAGAAAUAAUAUUGUUGGGUGUUAUAUUUGAUCUAAAGUAAUUUAUGUAUGACCAAUAUUCCAGAUUUUUUGGCAUUGUGUGGUGUAUUUUUCUUUAGUUAUUGAAUGUCUGUGUCAUGUUUUGCUUUCUCAGACAGGGUAAUAUUUUUGUUAAGAUGGAUUAGUUUUUCCUGUUUUCUUGUUUUUACAUUUUAUAAAUGUAAGGAGUUACUUUAAAAUGAAAAAAUAUUCUUGCAUAUGUAAGCUGAUUUUCUUUCUCAGUGUAAUAUAUAUAUAGACUACAUAUAUAAUUAUUAUUAUUUCUCCAGUUGUUAUAUCGUACCACUAUUAGUACAAGAUUAUGAUAAAAACAAAUUGGGAAAGUCUAUUGAUUAAAGUGACUGCUUUGGUUGUGACUUGAUUAUUACUGUUAUUAAGUAACAUGAUUAUUCCUCUUCAUAUAGUGAGAAUGGAGUCACUCUGUAAAGUACUCUCAGUUUUUUAUUUUUUAUAUUUUCUUAGUUAUUCAUUUGGAGUCCGAGAGAUAAGCAUCCAAUACUUGCUGCUGCCUUUUUCAUGUGAUGUUCAUGUGUGCACAAAUUUUGGAUCAUGUCUAUGGAGAUGUACAUGUGUGUUUCCAUUGGUUGUCAAAAAUGGUUCCAUUUUUGUCUCUUUGUGUUUGAGAAGUACUCCUGUAAGCAUUACAGGUUUUCAUUACUGUAUAUUAAAUUGUACUUUGUGAUUGAGCUGGACCUAAAGUUGUUGCACAGCAUUUCGUGUUUCAUUUGUUUUGGAAGAUUUUCUUUUUCUAAUUAAAACAUUACUUUUGGUCAUUUAUUUAUGUUUCAUACUAAAUGCCAGUUUACAAUAAGGCACUGUAAAAUAAAGCCAAUGUCAAGCUGAGGAAAAAA